AUGUCGCCGACAACGCUGUUGAUGAUGUUGCUGAGUCUCCUCCUCGGCGGCGUUCUCCCCGAGGACCCUUACCUCUACUUCACCUGGAACGUCUCCUAUGGCACCAUCGCUCCCCUCGGCGUCCCCCAGCAGGCCAUCCUCAUCAACGGCGAGUUCCCCGGCCCCAACAUCAACUCCACCACCAACAAUAACGUAAUCGUCAGCGUCUUCAACAACCUCGACGAGCCCCUCCUCUUCACUUGGAAUGGGAUUCAGAACCGGAAGUUUACGUGGCAGGACGGUGUGGCUGGGACCAAUUGCCCGAUCCUGCCGGGGAAAAACUUCACGUACCAUUUCCAAGUGAAGGACCAGAUCGGUAGCUUCGUUUACUUCCCCUCUCUCGGGAUGCAGAAGGCGGCCGGCGCCUUCGGCGGCCUCCGCGUGAACAGCCGCCUCCUCAUCCCGGUGCCCUACGAUGACCCCGCCGACGACUACACCCUCCUCAUCGGCGACUGGUACACCAAGAGCCACAAGAUCCUGGAGAAGACGCUCGACGCAGGGAAGCCCAUCGGCCGUCCCGCCGGCGUCCUCAUCAACGGCCACUCGGGCAAGGACGCCUCAGGCAACGACGAUCCGCCACUCUUCUUUAUGGAGGCCGGCAAGACCUACCACUACCGCAUCUGCAACGUCGGACUGAAGGUGACAUUAAAUUUCCGGAUGCAAUCGCACUCGAUGCUACUGGUGGAGAUGGACGGGUCCCACACGGUACAGAACAGGUACGACUCCCUCGACGUCCACAUCGGCCAGUGCCUCUCCGUCCUGGUCACCGCCGACCAAACUCCCGGCGACUACUACGUGGCGGCCUCCUCGAGGUUCACUAAGUACAGCAUCUCCGCCACCGGGAUCAUCCGCUACAACGGCUCUAACACCCCGCCGUCGAAGGACGUCCCGCCUGCGCCGGAAGGUUGGUCGUGGUCGUUCAACCAGUGGCGUUCCUUCCGGUGGAACCUCACCGCCAGCGCCGCCCGCCCCAACCCGCAGGGCUCCUACCACUACGGAAGCAUCAACAUCACCCGCACCAUAAAGCUAGUCAGCUCCACCGCGAAGGUCGACGGGAAGCGGCGGUACGCGCUCAACGCGGUGUCGCACGAGGACACCGCCACGCCGCUCAAGCUCGCCGAGUACUUCGGCAUCGCCGGCAAGGUGUUCCAGUACGACAUCAUCGGCGACGAGCCGCCGCAGGAUACCUCCACCAUCAAGAUCGCGCCUAACGUAUUGAACAUGACGUUCCGGACGUUCGUGGAGGUGGUGUUCGAGAAUCCGGAGAGGACGACGCAGGCGUACCACAUCGACGGCUACGCCUUCUUCCCCGUCGGGAUGGGGCACGGGUCGUGGACGCCGGAGAGCAGGAGUCUGUACAACAACAUGGACGCGGUGAGUAGGCACACGAUCCAGGUGUACCAGAGAUCGUGGUCGGCGGUCCUGAUGACGUUCGACAACGCCGGGAUGUGGAACCUGAGGUCGGAGCUGUGGGAGCGGCGGUACCUCGGGCAGCAGCUCUACUUCACGAUCCAGUCGCCGGAGCGGUCGCUGAGAGACGAGAGCAACAUCCCUGACAACGCGCUGCUCUGCGGCGACGUCGUCGGCCUGCCGAAGCCGCCACCCUACGUCUAA
This is a messenger RNA of Zingiber officinale, 1653 nucleotides long. RefSeq names its product L-ascorbate oxidase homolog. Bases 1 to 1653 code for a protein of 550 amino acids. Gene Ontology annotation, molecular function: oxidoreductase activity; copper ion binding. NCBI's taxonomy places the organism in Eukaryota, Viridiplantae, Streptophyta, Magnoliopsida, Zingiberales, Zingiberaceae. The transcript is spliced from 2 exons. The record is from RefSeq and is a predicted model, not a curated record.